AUGGAGGGCGACAGUGCCAACACCAACCUCGAUGCGGCGAUAGAGUCGCUCCUGAACGUCGAGAAGCAGAUGAGGCUGGCCGGCGAUGUCGCCGGCACGCGGAAGGCCGUCAUCGACAUCGUCGAGCUCUGCUACAAGGCCGGCGCGUGGAAGACGCUCAACGACCAGAUCGUUCUCCUCUCCAAGAGGAGAGGCCAGCUUAAGCAGGCCAUAACUGCUAUGGUUCAGAAAGCAAUGGACUACAUUGAUUUGACACUAGACAUUGACACACGCAUCGAGCUAAUCAAAACACCGAGCAGCGUUUCUCUUUGGCAAAUUGUUCAUCUGCAGAUUUAUGUUGAGAUAGAGAGAGCAAGAUUGAUCAAAAGACUUGCUAAAAUCAAAGAGGAGCAGGGACAGAUUGACGAGGCUGCUGAUUUGAUGCAAGAAGUUGCUGUUGAAACAUUUGGUUCCAUGGCCAAGACAGAAAAAAUUGCUUUUAUUCUUGACCAGGUCCGGCUAUGCCUAGAUCGGCAAGAUUAUGUCAGAGCACAAAUUUUAUCAAGGAAAAUUAGUACUAGAGUAUUCGAAGCAGAUCCAUUGAAGGAAAAAAAGAAACAAAAGGAAGGGGACAAUAUUGUUCAGGAUGCUCCUGCAGACAUUCCAUCCCUACUAGAAUUGAAGCGCAUCUACUAUGAACUGAUGAUUCGAUAUUACAUGCACAACAAUGAUUACCUGGAAAUCUGCCGUUGCUACAAGGCGAUUUAUGAUAUUCCAGCGAUAAAAGAGGAUCCAACAAAGUGGAUACCGAUUCUUAGGAAGAUCUGUUGGUACUUGGUGCUAGCACCUCAUGAUCCUAUGCAAUCGAGCCUUCUCAAUGCUACACUUGAGGAUAAGAACCUUACAGAAAUCCCAAAUUUUAGAUUAUUGCUAAAGCAGCUGGUUACCAUGGAGGUCAUCCAGUGGACAACGUUGUGGGAGUUCGCCAAGCACGAAUACGAGAACGAGAAGAAUCUUCUCGGAGGAGCUUUGGGUGCCAAAGCUGCAGAAGAUUUGAAGCUGAGGAUUAUCGAACAUAAUAUCUUGGUGGUGUCGAAAUAUUAUUCUAGGAUUACCCUCAAGAGGCUUGCGGACCUUCUCUGCCUGAGUUUGCAGGAGGCAGAGAAGCAUCUUUCAGACAUGGUGAACUCAAAAUCUCUGAUUGCGAAGAUUGACAGGCCGAUGGGAGUCGUUAGUUUCCAGACAGCCCAAGACUGCAAUGGCACACUCAACUCAUGGGCCACAAACCUCGAGAAACUUCUCGACCUUGUCGAGAAGAGUUGCCACCAGAUACAUAAGGAGACCAUGAUCCACAAGGCGGUGUUAAAAGCUUGA
Molecule: messenger RNA, 1353 nt
Organism: Miscanthus lutarioriparius
Lineage: Eukaryota; Viridiplantae; Streptophyta; Magnoliopsida; Poales; Poaceae
Source: the annotation of a GenBank genome assembly